CGCAAUAUUCUAUAGAACAGGCCGCCGUGUCAACAUGCUUUGUAAACAGAGAGAGUGUGACUGUUCUAUUUUCUCUAUGGUGACACGUUGGAAGUGCAGGAACUAAGAAAAUGCAGCGAAGGGACACGUCAUUAUAAAUAGAACACUGCUAUACGAUGUACAAGCUGCAAGUCAGCUGUUUCAGAGAUGGCCAAAGCACGGCGAUUGUCCAUCACAAGAGUUCUUGUGGUGGCAAUCUUUCUGACAUUUUUAGCCUCAAUGGUUCUGAUGAUUACCUACAAUAAUUGCGAUUGCGAGAGCACAGAAGAGAUUGAACGAAAACUUCAAAAUAUAAAGUGUAAUAAAGCUAAGGAUAUAGAAAAAAGCAAGGAUGGCACUAUAGACCAGGCAGAUAAGAAAGAUGAAGAUGAUAUGUCUAAAUGGGACCCUCACGUUCUUGCCAUUAUUGUUCCCUUUCGGGAACGAUUUGAGGAACUUCUACAAUUUGUACCGUAUAUGCACAAAUUUUUAAACAUGCAGAAAAUAAGGCAUGAGUUUUACAUAGUGAAUCAAGUUGAUAGCUACAGAUUUAACAGAGCAUCACUUCUUAAUAUUGGCUUCAUGCAAGCUAAAAAGAAAUGCCAAUAUCUAGCCAUGCAUGAUGUAGACUUACUACCAAGAAACGAGAAGCUAAGUUACCGUUUUGAUGUGGUACAGAAAGGGCCGCAUCAUUUGUCAUCAUACGAACUUCAUCCUCGCUACGGUUAUAAAACAUUCGUUGGAGGAAUACUCAUGUUACAGAUGAAACAUUAUGAAUUGCUUAAUGGUAUGUCUAACAAAUUUUGGGGUUGGGGACGAGAAGAUGAUGAAUUUUAUAUGAGAAUGAAAGAUGCUGAUUUAGAGAUAUCAAGGCCACAAGGUAUAACAACAGGACGCGAUUCUUUUUACCACCUGCACGACAAAGUGCGUAGGCCACGUGAUAUGACCCGCUCUCAGGGUCAAAAGAAGGAUUCUUUCAAGCGAGAUCGCGUCACAGGCCUAGAUACUUUACAGUACGAACUCAUUCGCACACACGAGCUGAAAAUAGAGGGAGCUGUAUGUACAAUUUACCAUGUGAAGGUAGCGUGUGAUGAAGAACUUACGCCAUGGUGUGUACCGACAGAAAAAAGGUGACAAAUUUUGAUGCUCGUGAUGUUUUAAUUGUUAAGAGAGUGAAUAAAGUGGUAAGUUUUAAGAGUACAAUACAUCCUGCAAUUUCAGACACCUUUGGGACCAGAAAAUGUGGGGUGGUCUCAGAGUUAUGGGGUUAUCUUUGUGUUAAAAGAUUGAAGAUUGAAAAACUGGUUAUACUUCCUUCAUCCACCCAAUUUCCUUCCCAUCGCUUUCAGUCUUUUUAUAUUAUUUGUUUCAUUUUUUAUUCAAUAUUUGUACAUGUUUGAAAACCUCUGUUCUGGUAAUUGUCUGAGACAUGGUGCAGAGUCAUGCAAAUUCAGCUCAUGCUUUAAGCCAAAUGCUAUCGGUUGUGUAAUAGUGCAAUUGCAAUCAGGUUAUUAACUCAAUUCAAUUGUUAUUCAGUUCAGAUCUAGGGAAUAAAUUAAGCUUUUGUCAUAACAGCUAAGAAAUCUGUUGUUAUUCAAAUCAAUGUGAAUUCAGAAUAUAUGAUAAGUAUACAGUUACAAAACUGUAAAUUGGACAGGGAAAAAACAUUCAAAUAUGGUGGGGACGAUUAGAUUGUAAUUGCUUACUGAAGGGAAAAUCCCAUUUUUCAUUCUAAUUUUUUGAUUUGUGAAGUGCUUUAAAUAAGUUAAUAUAUAUUUUAACAUUUUUUAUCAUGAUUCAACAGUACUGUGUUUGGAUUGAUUGGAUAUUCCUAUAUUAUAUCUUCUCUCAUAAAAAUAUGCUUAGUUUAAUUGUUCUAUUUAUCAUUGGCUGUGUUCCCAUUUUAUAAUUAAGUCUACAGACCUCAAUAUUUUUAAUUUAUAAAUUGCUUACAAAUAUGACUUGCCAAUUUUAUUGUGUACAUUUUGGUAUGAAAAAUGUCUGAGAACUAAUGAUGAAUAGAAUAAUUAUGAAGCAAUUAAUAAAUUGAUGGAUGGAUGGAAUAAAUGGAGGGAUAAAUAAAUGAACAAAUAAAUGUAUGGUAUUGGUACUGGUAUUGGGUAUUUAUAUUGGGCCUUUCCUUUGCGGUUAUGAAACGCAAGCCAAGCCUCAAUAAUUGAGGAAAACAAUGGCAAGCAUAAAAUCAGUCAUUAUUCAGGAAGCCCAUGCAUUACAAUAGUACAUACAUUCACACAAACAACAAAGACAAAUAAACAGAUUACAACAAUGGAUGGAUGGAUGGAUGAAUCAGAAUAUAUACAAAAUAAAUUAAUUAAUGAAUGGAUGGAUGGAUGGAUUAUUAAAUAAAUAAAUACUAUAAAUGGAGCAAAAUAUCUACUAUAUAUCAAUAUUUUUAUUACAGUGAGCAUAAACAUAAAUUAUUCAUUUUGAAAACAGUAAAAUUUAGUAGUUGUGUGACUGACAUAAAGAGUUAACUAGCAACUUAAGGACAGAUCACUUAAAGAAUUAGUGAUUACAGUACUUUAUUGUAGUAUUUAUAAACAGUGAUAAUAUUUUGUAUUCAACUUGUGGUUACUGUAUUUUACUUAAAUAUGUCAUUUACUCUCUGCAACUAUCUUUUGAUGAUUUUUUUUGUUUAUAAAUGUUAUUGUUACUGUUGCGAUAUCAAGUCAUCUAAUCAAAUCAAUACACGAGUUCAUACUCUGAAACUCAACGAUACAGUUUUUGUGUAUAGUGGUGAAAAGAUUGGUAGGAACAGGGCUGCGACAUGAACGUUCCUUUUUUGACCUCGAUAUCAGGUCAGAUACAGUGUAAUUGCGUGCAGCAUGGAACUGAAGGUUUUAAUACGGUUUUGUUUACCCACUAUAUACUACUGAUAAUUUAGUAUUUGUUAUGUUGCCUUAUUAUAAUUUUUGUAAUGUUUUGAAAAAUUGGUGCUUAUUUGGUUAAGGAAGAGAAUAUUUUUUACAAAAUUUCGUCAAAUAUUUAAGAUAUUUUUAAUGUGUUCUCUGGAAAUAAAAUGUGUCAUCUCUGUAAA
Anneissia japonica is the source of this 3076-nucleotide messenger RNA. RefSeq names its product beta-1,4-galactosyltransferase 7-like. The record is from RefSeq and is a predicted model, not a curated record. The transcript has 6 exons. Gene Ontology annotation, biological process: proteoglycan biosynthetic process; carbohydrate metabolic process. The coding region runs from base 187 to 1152 and encodes 321 amino acids. NCBI's taxonomy places the organism in Eukaryota, Metazoa, Echinodermata, Crinoidea, Comatulida, Comatulidae. Gene Ontology annotation, molecular function: xylosylprotein 4-beta-galactosyltransferase activity.